AUGUCGGGGCCGGUGCCCAGCCGGGCCAGGGUCUACGCCGACGUCAACACCCAGAGACCCCGCGAGUACUGGGACUACGAGUCGCACGUCGUGGAAUGGGGCAACCAAGAUGACUACCAGCUUGUGCGGAAACUGGGCCGGGGCAAGUACAGCGAAGUCUUCGAAGCCAUCAACAUCACCAACAACGAGAAAGUGGUGGUGAAAAUCCUCAAGCCUGUGAAAAAGAAGAAGAUCAAGCGGGAGAUUAAAAUCCUGGAGAACCUCCGAGGAGGCCCCAACAUCAUCAGCCUGUUGGACAUAGUGAAAGACCCCGUGUCUCGGACGCCGGCCCUGGUCUUCGAGCACGUCAACAACACAGAUUUCAAGCAACUCUACCAGACGCUAUCGGAUUUUGACAUUCGGUUCUACAUGUAUGAAAUCCUCAAGGCGCUGGACUACUGUCACAGCAUGGGUGUCAUGCACCGAGACGUCAAGCCACACAACGUCAUGAUUGACCACGAGCACAGAAAGCUGCGCCUGAUCGACUGGGGGCUGGCAGAGUUCUACCACCCCGGGCAGGAGUACAACGUGCGGGUGGCCUCCCGGUACUUCAAGGGACCGGAGCUCCUGGUAGAUUAUCAGAUGUACGACUACAGCUUGGACAUGUGGAGUUUGGGCUGCAUGCUGGCCAGCAUGAUCUUCCGGAAAGAGCCCUUCUUCCACGGCCACGACAACUACGACCAGCUGGUGCGCAUCGCCAAGGUGCUGGGGACAGAGGACCUCUACGACUACAUCGACAAGUACAACAUCGAGCUGGACCCCCGCUUCAACGACAUCCUCGGCAGACACUCUCGGAAGCGAUGGGAGCGCUUCGUGCACAGCGAGAACCAGCACCUGGUGAGCACCGAGGCCCUGGAUUUCCUGGACAAGCUGCUGCGUUACGACCACCAGACGCGCCUCACGGCCCGCGACGCCAUGGAGCACCCCUACUUCUGUACGUACCCACCCCCCCACGCCCCCCACGCAUCUCCUGGAGAACCCAUCUCCUCACCCUGA
Molecule: messenger RNA, 1035 nt
Organism: Calidris pugnax (ruff)
Lineage: Eukaryota; Metazoa; Chordata; Aves; Charadriiformes; Scolopacidae
Product: casein kinase II subunit alpha-like
Exons: 11
Coding region: 1-1035 (344 amino acids)
Biological process (GO): protein phosphorylation
Cellular component (GO): cytosol; protein kinase CK2 complex; nucleus
Molecular function (GO): protein serine/threonine kinase activity; ATP binding
Source: RefSeq, a predicted model, not a curated record